UCACAGAUCAGGAGAGAAAGAACGAAACGGGGGGACCAGAGAAAGCAAAAGCAAGAUUUAUAAAAAAAAUAAAUAAAUAAAUAAAAUAAAAAUUACAUUUAAAAAAUGUUAGGAUAACCAAAAGAUUGAUUUGGCCUGGAGAGAAUACGGGACCCAGCACCGUGAGGCCGUCCCAAAAAAUGGACUUAUCAACCUUAAUUUCUUUGAAAUAAGGACACGAAACUUGGAUUAAGAGUCCAAAAAUUCUGAAUAUAUUUGCUGGAUAUAUCGAAAUUAUCAGCAACAGCAGAAUUUUAAGGAGAUUUAAUCAGAUUUAAUACAAUUGUGUCGCAGUGGGUGAGUCAGACUGAAAGUCAUCUGCUGAUGGAGGAGUCUGGUAGUCCUCGCUUUGGGAAGCUCCAUUUCCCGGUGGGCCUGUGGAUAAAUUCUCCACGGAAACAUUUUGCCAAGCUGGGAGCACGUUGGCCGAGUGCAGCAUCAGUCAAAUCUACUACUAGCUCAGAUGCGGCCUCAGUGCAUGAGGUUCCACCCCCGGUACCUUCGACUGUCCUCUCAAACCCCUCAGUUGCUCCACCCUCCCCUUCACCUAACCCUGCCUUCCUUCGUCCUCGGCCAGCCAAUCAACAGUCUCGUGCCAAGCGGCUGUCACACCUCUUUUUAAGAGGGCGAUCCAACAGUGAUCGUGACCGUGCCAUCGGAGAACGUGAGAGGGAAGUGUGGGCCCAUUCAGCCACUCCAUCACAGCAUCAUUACCUGCCGCCUGCAUCAUCUUCUGCCCCUGGACUAGUGAAGAUUUAUGGAGAUGCUCUCUCAAGUGGAGCUAACUACCGUAGCCUGCUGGCUAACAUCCACUCUACGGCGAGGCAGCUCAUCCAACAGGUCAUCACCCGAUACACUGAGAGAGAGAGGGAGAUCGAGAGUGAUGACAUAGCUCCCCAGAAGCAUUCUCCAGAGGAUUUCCUGUUGUGUGAUGUCAUUGGAAAGCCCAUUCCCCAAGCAGAUGGAGCUGUAGAAUGGCAGACUGAAUGCCGGAGAGGUGUAGCACCCUGGGAAUGUCCCCUGCUGCUAGUGGACAUGUGGAGGCCCAAGGAGGGCUUUGAACGUCGAUUCGAGAUCCAGAGACGUGACAAAUAUGAGAGGGAGGAGAGAGAAAAAGAGAAGGAGAGGGAGAGGGAUGGAGAGAAUUACCAAGUGCGCUGGAGACGGAGCCGCAUGGCCUCAGGGGGUGGUCCUGAUGAGGAGCGAGGUCAUCGAGGGCGCAACACUGAACUCAGAAGGAGCAUCAGUGACAUGAACCUGACUCUGAGGCGUCGUCAGGGCAACCAGGCCAACGUCGAGUCCAGACGUAGCGGCAACGCAGCAACCAGUGGUGGAGCACAGGAUAGGAAGAACAUUGUGAGCAUGAUUGCAACAGAGCCAGGACAGGUGACUGGAUCACGGGUUGUGGGUGAAGCAGACAGACAAGCUCGAGCAGCUGAUGAAGACAAGGAUGCCUGUGACCUGGAAGUGAUGUCCCAAAGCCUGAUCCUCCCACCUACAGACCGUCCUUACUUCCUGUUGCUGCAGGGCUAUGACCAAAGCAAGGACUUUGUUUUGUACAUCAUGGCGGGCCACACACACGUUUUUGGGCGGAAGCCGACAUUCCGCGAGAGGGAGAAGGACAGAGAGCGGGAGCGGAAAGGGAAGAGGCCUCUUAGAGUGGACACUUUCCUCUCGGCUCCUGACCUGCUCGUCCGUCACCUUCUCGUCAGGAGGGACUCAGCUGUCCCAGAGCAACCUUGCGGUGAAGCUCUGCUGCGCCCAUUCAGAGGAGGAGCUGUCAGUCAUAAUGGAGUUGUGCUCUACAGAGAGGCGGUCCUUAAGUCUGGAGAUCUCAUAGGACUCGGCAGCCACUUUGUCUUCCUGUACCGUGACCCCAGAGUGACCCCCACCCCACCCCUAGCCCUGGCUCUACCCUUGCAGGCUGACGGGACGAUUUCCUUCGGCCCUGGAAAUAUGAUGGACAGACAGGAAGCUCUCCGGAAAUAUCUGGGAUCCACUGAGGCAGUGCUGAAGUUUCAGGCAAAUCAUGCAGAUGUGCUCUUACAGGAAAUUAUCUCAAAGAAUUCAACUCCAGAUUCAGGUGGUGGACCCUUAGCACCAGCUUAUCUGCUGUCACUCAUGAUUGACUAUGCUUCCAAACAUCUGGACCCUGCACUAACACCCCAGCUGCUGUUAAACGCAGCCAAUCAGAUAAAGGCGAUUGUGUGGGAGAGCAUUAAAGAGUUUGGGGACAAACAUCCUACACAAACCUCUCCAGAAACCGAGUCUGACCUUCCUCCUCCCAGCGUGCACAAACUCUCCUCUGACCUCCGACCUCUUAUGUUCUGGAUGGCCAAUGCCACGGAGCUCCUCAACUUCUUCCAGGUCAAAGUAGAGACCAUGGAGAAGGAAUGGGAGUUUGAAGCUCCUGGUGACCCAGUUCUGUCAGCUGACAUGGACACUUGCUCGGAUGCACUGGCGCAGCUGGAUGAUGUCAUCAUGCACACUUUCCAGCAAUGUGUGUAUCACCUGACAAAGACCCUAUACUCCCUCCUCCCUACUAUACUUGAGACCAACCCUUUCUCCAGUGAAGAGAAAGAGAAGGAGAAGGCAGGAGUGAGGGAUGGAGAUAGCCACAGGGUUGAAGGAGAAGUUGGGGAGGAAAGCGAUGUACCUAAUCUACCCCCCACUGUGGCAGGGCUGGUUGAAGUGUAUCGCUGUUCCUUGCAGUUGACGCGCGAGGCCUGCCUCUCUCCCCCUCUCACUUCCCAGACCUUCGGCUACCUGUUCUUCUUCACCAACACCUCACUUCUUAACACUCUGCUUGAGAGAGAUAGUUUGUUUUCCUGGGCACGUGCUGUACAGAUUCGUACUAAUCUGGACCUGGUUCUAGACUGGCUACAGGGGGUGGGACUAGGAGAUAUUGCAUCAGAAUUCCUCAAGAAGCUGUCAAACACUGUCAACUUCCUGUGCAUUCCUAAGAUUCGCUUCAUCCAGUCAUCUUGGGCCAGCUUACAGGAGGAGCAUUCCUUGUUAAGCCCUGCACAGCUUCACCACCUUCUCACUCAUUAUAAGCUAGGACCAUCCAGAGCUCCGCCUUCCUGUUGGGCUCCGCCCCCAGGCACUGAACUCGGAGGCGAUAUUUUCGAGAGUUUUCUAGACCAUCCACCUCUCAUCUUACCCAAUGAAACCCCAAGCCUGGACCUUACUCAGCCCAUCCCAAACCCUGAGCUCCAAAAGGAACUGACACGUCUGCGGACUUUCCUGUGGGGUCUGGAUCAGGAUGAACCUCCAGCCAAUCAGAGAACUAGGCUGUAGUAGGAGAAUAGAGACUCUAUGCAUUUAAACAUACUUAAAUGCAUAGAGUCUCUAUGCAUUUAAACAUACUUAAAUUUAAACAAAACACACACCAGAGUCUUGCCCUAUGCAGCACAUCUGUAAGAUUGCAAUACAUAUCACUUUCUCUCUAUGAAAAUACAAAUUGCUUUAUUUCUGUUGCAGUAUUUCUAACUGACAUGGGCUGUAGUCCUUCAAUUCUCUUGGGUUGAAUUUAAAUGGUGUAAAGGACAUGUUUUCAAAAUGCCCCCACUUUAUUGUUUCAGUCAGACUUUGCUCAAUUAUGAUCCUUACCCUGUAUAACAUGUGCAUUAUGUUAGAUAAUUAUCCAUCAUCUUACAUAUCCAUAAGUUGUAUAAUCAUUGCCUGGUUGCAGUGGUUAAAUUUAUUUUAGUCUUUCAAAGAAUUUAGUGUCUAUUCACUCUUUUUACUUUUUAGGAAUGUCAUUGUUGGUAACACCUAGACCAAAUACACUAAUGCACACUAUGAAUGUCGGAAUUUAACAUUAAGGGUUAUAAUAAAUACAUUCAUCAUAGUAUGUAUACUAUGCCAUUUAAAAUC
This is a messenger RNA of Tachysurus vachellii, 3918 nucleotides long. It is a transcript of the gene rasip1, whose product is annotated as Ras interacting protein 1. The transcript is spliced from 16 exons. The record is from RefSeq and is a predicted model, not a curated record. Gene Ontology annotation, biological process: regulation of GTPase activity; negative regulation of Rho protein signal transduction; signal transduction. Gene Ontology annotation, molecular function: GTPase binding. Lineage: Eukaryota; Metazoa; Chordata; Actinopteri; Siluriformes; Bagridae. The coding region runs from base 364 to 3339 and encodes 991 amino acids. Gene Ontology annotation, cellular component: cell-cell junction.